Molecule: messenger RNA, 1608 nt
Organism: Triticum aestivum (bread wheat)
Lineage: Eukaryota; Viridiplantae; Streptophyta; Magnoliopsida; Poales; Poaceae
Product: protein transport protein Sec61 subunit alpha
Exons: 6
Coding region: 34-1482 (482 amino acids)
Biological process (GO): protein transport
Cellular component (GO): membrane
Source: RefSeq, a predicted model, not a curated record
UAACGUUGUGCUGAAAUAAAUCAGUCAAAAUCAAUGGCAGGUCUUAAUACCUUGCGGCAACUGGUGGGACUCUUGCCGGAGGUUGCCGACCGCCGAGCUACCCCUGUUCCCUUCCGGAACAAGGCGCUGAACACGAUCACGUCGGUCCUCGUCUUCUUGGCCGGCAGCCGGUUGCCGCUGUAUGGGCUCUCGACCACCGCGUCUCCGGACCCCUUUUACUGGAUCCACGCGGCUAGCGCCUCCAACGGCGGCACUGUCAUGGCUCAAGGGGUAUACCACUUGCUGGUAUCCGAGCUGGUCAUCCACCCCUUGUUCGGACUGAAGAUUGUCAGGGACAAGAUUCCCAUGGAAGAACGCAUGCAGUUCAUGGAUAGGUCCCAGAAGUUACUGGGCAUACUGUUAGCCAUGGUGUCUGCAGUUUGCAAUGUGUUUUCCGCGGGGCAACUCGGUCCGGUGAAUGCGACUCUGAUCGCGCUCCAGCUUUCUGCUGGAGGUGCCAUUGUCAUUUACCUUGAUGAGGCCCUUAAAAAGGGGCACGGACUGGUAUCUAGUGGCAUUGCUCUCUUCACUGCCACCAACAUCUGCGCGUGUUUCCUGGAGACAUAUGGAGGAGACAAGAUCGUCAUUCCUGCUGGCACGUGUGCAUUCCUGGCGCUCACGGUGAGACUACAAGGCUUGCAUCUCCCAUUGGCAGUGAGGACACAUGGUGUUGACCCUGCGUUGCAAGCCAACUGCAGCGUGAACCUAUCCUACCUCUCCUACAUGCCCAUCGUGUUUCAGGGUGCCAUUGCUUCAAGCAUGUAUUUCAUCUCACAGCUGUUAUACUUGCAAUACGGCGAAAAUAAUAAUGGAGUGGUCAAGCUCCUCGGCAGUUGGAAGCGGGAUAGUCGGUACCCUGGACAACUUAUUCCCAUCGGCGGGGUCGCACACUACGUAACCAAUCCACCAGCCUGGGCUGACUUAGCAAGAGACCCUGUCCAUGUGACACUCUAUGCCGUCUUGCUGCUGAUGGCAUGCGCUCUUAUCUCGGCAACAUGGUUUGGUGUUCGUGUAUAUUCGAGAAAAUAUGUGGCCAGGUUGCUCGGGAGGCAAAUACCUGUGACGCCUGCUCAGCCCGGCUCCAUUCCCAUGACCCGAUGGAAGCGUCAUGUUGCCAUGAUAGCACUUCUCGUCGGGCUUUGCGUCGGUGCGCUGACUCUCAUGGCAGGUUUCAUAUGUGUGCCUGGUUCCGGAACUGGAAUUAUGCUCGUCGUCACCGUCGUGUGUUCCUACUUUGAAAGGAGAACUGGAGAUCAGGCUGCUGAUGUAUUUCUGCCUCUAAGCGGACUAGCUCAGAAUCAGUUCAUUAGAGAUGAAAAACAAGCAGAAUCAUUUAAAAUAAUACUCUUUAUUAUAAGAGAGAAAAUCAGCUCUUUAUCCAAACAUCUCCCAAACUUUGUGUCAUACAAGUCGAAACACCAUAAUACUAAGAAAAAUAAGUGAAUAUUUUUUUGAAUAGUUUUUAGUGCUUACCACAAUGUCACGUUGUAAAAAGAAGUGAAUGUUAAAUGUAAGUCGAAUAACAGCCAAAUAAAAAAAAAUAGUGGAAGAUGAAGCCAUCAACCCCAC